Pocillopora meandrina is the source of this 5149-nucleotide messenger RNA. The record is from the annotation of a GenBank genome assembly. NCBI's taxonomy places the organism in Eukaryota, Metazoa, Cnidaria, Anthozoa, Scleractinia, Pocilloporidae.
GGGAAGUGUAGAACGCCUGACAAAAUCUUGUUAUUGCUAUGCAUUUUCAUCAAUGGAUCCGUUCAAAAAGGAAUUCAAACGAUACAAACAACGUCAGCCUCCACCAGACCUAUCAGAAGUGAUCGAUUUUACUCAACCUGUUGGAGAACCCUUUAAGAAAUGGGUAACCUGAUAUUUUCGUAUCGAAAAAUUUUGCUAACGUAACUGUGACUUCCGUGUCAUCCAAAUUGAUUGGGUAUCCUUGUUUGUAUACAUUACGUUUGUUACCACUAAAACUCUAAGAGUGACCAGCAUCUAAUUUCUCCCUAAAAUAUCACUCCUGAAUCACACAUUAAGGUCAUGAAUAAAGGAAAUGGUCAUCAGGGAAGGAACCUUUUGAUUGGCAAACAAAUUCUCCUCGUCAGCACCUUAGCAAAUGUAAACAGAACAGUGUGGAGAAUAUGCAUGCUGAUGUAAGGGUGUAAAGGGUUAAAUAACUUUCAAAUUAGCCUAUUGAAAUGACUUAAUUAUAUUUUUUAACAGGUUACCACAACAGAAACACAUAUUUCAGAUGUAGCACGAACAUCUGACUUUGGAUUGCUUCCAAGUAACGAGUGGCGUGUUUAUGGAAUUCGUGACCAUCCAGGUAAGCUGAAUGAUUCUCAGUCUCGUCUCUUCUGAAUGGUUAAUGCAAAUGACUGGUGAACAUUUUGAAUUGACGCUGGUGAUUUAAUUCUAGAUAUACAGUCAGAUUGUCAACUGAAAAAAAAUCAAUAGAAAGAAAAACUCAUUUAAAACUGAUUAAUAACGGUAAUUGCACUGAGUGGAGUGCAAUUUGGGCUGAAAUCAUACACAUGAUUUCAAAAUCAAAUGAGCAUGCAGUGCAAGUUCAAUUUGAAAUCACAAGUAUUAUUUCAGACCAAAAUUGUAUGACACGAGGUUCAACUACCACUUUAUUACAUCCAUUUUGAAAUCACCUAAACAGGACUUGGUCAGUUCAAAUAUUUUAUUGAUGCAGUACUAAGCCAGUCUAAAAUUAAAUUCAUGUCAGUUUUUUGGGGGGGAAAGUAACAGUUUUGGAAACAAAAAUUACAAAAUUUGCCAUGAUACUCCUUGUCUUUCAUUUUCCUGCAAUUUGAUUGCUUACUUUAAACAAGCCUUAAAAUCUGAUUGGUUGUUUUGUUUUUAGUGUAACCUCCUCAUUGGCUGGGAAAAAGAUGUGAUUUAAAGCAAAAAAAGGUGCGAUUUGUGAAUAAAUCGCACCAAUUAGAGCCAAUCAGAUUACAGGGACCACUAGUGAUUUCAAAAUAGGUGUAAUAAAGUCAGUAAUCCAUGUCAAAUUUGCCAUCAUUAACCCUUUAAUCCCUAACAUCAGUAUGCAAAUUUUCCUUAUUGUACUCUUUACAUUUUAAGGUGCCUGCCACAAGAAUUUUCUCAACAAUCAUGAGUUUCUUCAAUUUGUUAUAAUUUCCUUAAUUCUGGUGUCCUUAAUACUUUAGUCAGAGUGAUAUUGUAAAGGAAAAUUAGAUGUUAGUCACUCUUAUGGGUCAAAGGGUUGACCAGAUUCUCUAAAAGUUUUUGCCAAUCCUUGCCCAUACAUUUUGUGUUUGUAUGCCAUAUAGAAAGUUAUAGUUUUGGGCUUUUUUUUUUUUCAAUUUAAAGGCAAUCUUAAGGAUGCUAGAAAUUACUUAAACAUCACAACAUCACAAUUUUUUUCAAUUCUGUUUUCCCUGUAGGUUUUAUUUUUAUUUUAAAUCCAUUCUUGCCUGGGGCACAGUGGCAGUGGAUUGAAAAAUGUAUCAAAGACUAUCCUUGUAAGCCAAAUUUGUGUAAUCUAGAUGCUCACAUGGAAAGAACAUGCACAAACACAAUCUGGGAUGAGAGCAGAUCUUUUGAAAGGUAAAAUGAGGCCUUGCCAUUAUAUUCAUUUUUGCCACAAGAAGUAGAGUGCACAUUAUGUACCAAAUAUCAAGAAAUACUUUUUUCUUUCAUUUUAUCUAGUUUCAAUUAAGUGAAACAAAUCCUAUAUCAAAAGGUACAGGUAAUUAUUCAUAAUUUUUGUGUUGCUUAUUUGCAGUUGUAUGAAGAAGAGUUUACUGUACAAACUCCGCUGGGUUACUCUAGGAUAUCAUUAUAACUGGGAUGAUAAGGUAUAUGAAUUAAGUAGGAUGACAUAGAAAGUGUUCCCAUCUGAAGUAACAAAGAAAGAUUCCUUCAGUUUUUGUGGAGAAUUUUAACAUAACUCAACUAUUAAUGAAAGCUAAUUUAAACUGAGACAUGGAAUUCAACAAUUUUGGAAGAUGUUGCUGCUUGCAAAACUUAUUGGAGAAUGACAAGGAGGAUUCAUUAAGUAAUAUUUUUACUUCCACUCAGUGACACUUAAGUUUUAUUGCAGACUUAUAACAAAAAAAGACAUACACCAUUUCCACCUGAUCUGGGACAGCUUAUGGAAUUCAUUGCCACAACUUUACAAUUUCCCAGGUAAAUUUCUCUGUUUUCUUAGGCACAGUUUUGUGUGUUAAAAAAAAUUGCUAAUUCACAUUAUCAACUGAUUGUGCCAGAAAUUGUCAUAAUGCCUUGAUUCCCAAAAUUUAAGGAAAGAAGUCAAGGUUUCUUUAAUGCUUCUUAAGUUUCAUUGAAUUUGACCUGACUUAAAAUAAAAGGAUGCUUUUUUUCUCAAUAGUUUUCUCUCUUUUCCAAUCAUUCGUGUCUACAAAACAUCAGUAGCUAUACAGCCUGCAUUUUGGAAUAUUUCAGCAAGUUUUUCAAAUUUCUUCAAGAACCACAAGUGUGACUUACAAAUGCCUAUUCUUAGUCAGUAAGAAAGCCUACAUAAAUAGGCGUGUGAAUAUUAAAGCAGUAAUAGAAUUCAAGGGAAAGAUUAGGUGUUAUGGAACCUUUUUUUUGUUAUAAGCUUCAAGCCUGAGGCUGGAAUAAUCAACUACUAUCAUCUGGAUUCAACACUGUCUGGACAUACAGAUCAUUCUGAGUUUGACCUCACAGCUCCUCUGUUCUCUUUGAGGUACGUUAUGUAGAAGGGUAAGCUUAGAUAGGGCAUAGUUGGGUUUGUAGCAAUUUGCAAAAAAAUCCAACUGACUUUCACUCACCAUCUCUUUUUACUUUUUUCACUGACCAAGACCAUGGCUUAGACUAAGUGUCCUUUAUGAAACACUUUGAACCUGGAGUUAUAGAACUUUUGACAAAAAUAGGGGAAUCAGAACUCUUGCUAAAAUGGUUUGUAAGAAAAAGUGAUGAACUUUUGAUAGCCUGUCUGUUUUUUAAGGAAUGAAAAUGGUGUGUUUAAAAUAUAAUUAUGCGGUUGUACCAUGAGGAAUAGUAAACAUGAAUUGAAGAAAAAUUAAUCAAAUCAUGGCUGCGUUGUCAAAAAUAAAAAAAAUCAACUGUUAUCAUUAUUGUAAUCAUUAUUAUUACUAUUAUUAUUAGUAAUAGAAGUAGUAGUGGUAGUAUUUAAAUUUCUCUUUCUGCAGCUUUGGACAAACAGCAAUCUUUCUUCUUGGCGGGAAAACGAGGGAGCAGGUGCCACUCGCGAUGUACUUGCGCAGCGGAGAUAUUAUGAUUAUGGCGAGAAACUCACGACUGGCUUACCACGCUGUACCGCGGAUUCUUUCAUCACCAACACACGCAGGCGCACAAAGCUUGCCACUGUGCUUAAUGAAAGAUAAAGAUAAACCAAGCGAGAAUUGCAGCGAGAAGGAUGAUGUUAUUCUUGAACACUACCUUACUUCUUCGAGGAUAAAUUUCAACGUAAGACAGGUUUUAGCACCAGGAAAGGAAUUUCCAGAUGAGGGUCUCGAGGAAGAGUGACGAUUGCGGACGAUUUGCCCCAUUCAAAGAGCAGGUUUUGAAAUGAAACCAUUCUACUAGGAAGAGGGCAGUAUCAAGUACUCCACCUCUUGACGUGAUUCGAGCCAUCGUCGUCAACUUACAGCGCCAAAUACGUCGUCUUUUUCGAUGCGCGAGACCUGCUUGGUGUGAAUGAGAGAGUUAAGAAUUAACCUCGAGAAAUUACAUACAUAUACACAUGUUGCUUCCCUUCACGUCUUUCGCGUGAUGUGUGACGUCACAAACGCCUAUGGGUCACGUACUGAACGCGCAUGAAGCAAUCAACUUGUCACGCAUUGUCGGUGGCGACUAAAUUUUUUGGGUGAUUGGAAAAUCGGAAAGAGGUGAAGAAAAAGCCAUCGACUUGCCACAGUGGCUUGCCUCAGCCAGGUAAGGUGUGAAUCUGCUGGGAAGUAGUCCUUUGGUCAAUUUACACUCAGCUGAAAAUAUGGGAACUGCUCUGCUCUAAUUGGAAUUAUAUUUGUAAACAAUAUGUGUCAAUUUAACGUAAUAUUAAAUGGGACAUUCUUAAUGAAGAUUGUGGAGUUAUAUUUUCCAUCAGCGUUUAAGCUAUGGAAAGAAGGCUGCUCAUCUUAUUUUUGAGUGCUUUAAUUUUGUUCGAUGUGACGGCUACUUUUCCUCUUUUCCGUGGCCUUCGCGAGGAACAUGAGCCGCAACCUGAAGCUGAACUUAAAAAAUCUAGUGGUGUUAUUAUGGCUGAAACUCGUUUGAAGAUAAAGACAGAUUUCUCAAGAAAUGCGCUUGAUCUUAACAGCGAGAUUCACAGGCAUCGCGAGCAUGGGCGUGGGUCGUCAUUACAUGCGCGUUUAGCUUCAAGGGAUGAGAGUAAAGCUCAAAGAAAGAAGAGAUCAAAAUUCAUAGCGCUUUCAAUCUUCGGUGGAUGUGUGGCUUUCAUGUCGCUGUCGUUUGCCAUAAUGUGCUGUGUGCAACGCGUUAAGGCUUCGGCGAAGCAAGUGAAGGAAGCGACGCACGUGGACGUGCGCCCGCGGCAAGAGGCUGACCUCCCAGGGCAGGUCAGUAAGAUUGAUGAUGAUGCAGUACAUAUCGACGUGGGGCAGUAUUAGUGUUGUUCGAUUGGACAAAUCGAGUCUUUAUAUGCAAGUCAUAGCUAACCAAAGCAAAGAACCGUGUACCUGUCUUCGAAUAUUUUAUUCUUGUCUCUCAGAGUACAAUAGCUAUAUUUUGAACCGUAUAAACAGUAUUCUGAGGAACCUAGACUGUCUUUGUGCUGGGCUAAAAUAUUUCAAGGCAGCCGAUCGUACAGAAGAUCUAGCUCGCGAAGCAGUGUAUUUUAAAAUUACAACCG